CACAAGAGGCUGUCACUUCUCUCGGUGCAGUGUAGUGUACUGAAAGGCCGCAACACACGAUCCAACAUGAUAUCUUCAGUCACACUCAACAAUGGAGCCAAGAUGCCUAUUGUGGGUAUCGGAACAUGGAGGGCAGACCAGGGAAAGGCCACUGAGGUUGUUAAGGUGGCGAUAAGAGCUGGUUACAGGCACAUCGAUGGUGCUCACGUGUACCAGAAUGAAAAAGAUGUCGGGGUUGGAAUUCGUGCCGUGAUUGAUGAAGGAUUGGUUAAGCGGGAGGAUCUAUUCAUUGUCAGCAAGUUGUGGUGCACCUGCCACCUUCCAUCUCUGGUGAGAGGAGCCUGUGAGAAGACGCUCAGUGACCUGAAACUGGACUACCUGGACCUUUACCUCAUGCAUUUCCCAAUGGGGGCCAAGCCAGGGGAUGAGUUUUUCCCAUUGGAUGAACUUGACAAGCUCAUUUCUGAUGGCAGCAACUUCUUGGACACUUGGGAGGCAAUGGAAGAGCUGGUGGAUGCUGGAUUGGUCAAGGCUAUCGGCAUCUCCAACUUCAACAAAGACCAGAUUGAAGCCAUACUCAACAAGCCAGGCCUCAAGUACAAGCCUGCCACCAACCAGAUCGAGUGCCACCCAUUCAUGACCCAGGAGAAGUUGAUCAACUACUGCCGCUCAAAGGGCAUCUCAGUGACCGCUUACAGCCCCCUGGGCUCCCCUGACAGACCCUGGGCUUCUUCUGAUGAUCCCUCUCUGCUGGAGGAACCGAGGAUCAAGGCAAUAGCCGACAAGUACAACAAGACUCCAGCACAGGUUCUCCUCCGGUUCCACAUCCAGAGGAACGUGAUCGUCGUAGCCAAGUCAGUGACGCCCCAUCGCAUCAAGGAAAAUUUUCAGUUGUUUGACUUUGAGUUGAGUGAAAACGACAUGAAGACCAUGAUGAGCUUCACCGAGAAGAGAGCAUUCUCACUAGAUUGGGCCUCAACACACAAAGACUUCCCUCUGAAUGCAGAAUAUUAGCUCAUCAGACAACAUGCUGCACCGUUUCUACAACUAUCAACUACUGAGCCUUUUUUUAUACAAAAUCUACAAGCUGCGAUAUUAAACUACAACCCAACUAAUGUGACAGAGCCUGAAUUAUUAUCUUAAUAAGUUUCUACGGAGUCAAUGCUCACUAUUGAAAUAAAUAAUUCAAUGAAAUGUCUUGAAAGAAAGUAGAUUGUGUGGAAUAAAAUGAUCUUUCGUGCAUACUGUUGAGGUGCACAGACAUCACUAUAAAUGCUAUGUAGUCACUGAAGCAGGCUGCUCGUAACAAAGUGAGAAUAAAAAGGGUUCGACAUCCAGCACAGAAUGCAAUCUACCGGCUAUGAACAAUAUAAUUAUGCAAGGAACAAUUUAAUGCGUUUCCACUACAGUAAAACUAAAUAGGCAUUGUAGAAAUUUUUGGGAAUAUGGCCCAACAUGAUGCACCAAUCAGACAAUAAAAUAGAAACCAGAAAGGUUUGGGGUCAGUGGGGUUAGCAAACUCAAAAUCCAGUAUUAACGCAGUGCUCGUAAUACUGAUUUAGGUAUUCUCUAGUCCCUUUUCUGUGCCCUCCCAGAACGAAACCCACUAGCUUGGUCCUCAGACCUUAGUCUUUGUCGGCAGCAUCGAUCUCCUCUCUUCCAGGAGGGUCAUACAUGUUCAUUGCCGAUUACACUUUCUCCUUGACACGCGGUAAUCUCACCUCUAAUCACUAUAGUAUACAACUCACAGGGUCAGUUGAGGACACCUUCGGCAUAUGAAACCAAAGAUAUAACUUCUGUCACGUUACUCAUCAUAUCUGGCAUACGCUCACUUUUAAACACUGUAUGAUAAUCAAAGCUACAUUAUUUUUGCCCCUGCGCUCUGAAACCCAUUAUUUCCGAUGGCUUGCGUGCCACCCCCUGGGUAAGUGUGUCCUGUGUGAAAGGCCCGUAAGGGUUUUCUGACCCCCGCGGUCACUA
This is a messenger RNA of Anarrhichthys ocellatus (wolf-eel), 1980 nucleotides long. It is a transcript of the gene akr1b1.1, whose product is annotated as aldo-keto reductase family 1, member B1 (aldose reductase), tandem duplicate 1. Gene Ontology annotation, molecular function: oxidoreductase activity. The transcript has 10 exons. The record is from RefSeq and is a predicted model, not a curated record. Bases 67 to 1014 code for a protein of 315 amino acids. NCBI's taxonomy places the organism in Eukaryota, Metazoa, Chordata, Actinopteri, Perciformes, Anarhichadidae.